Messenger RNA from Nomascus leucogenys (northern white-cheeked gibbon), 3650 nucleotides. RefSeq names its product DnaJ heat shock protein family (Hsp40) member C18 (gene DNAJC18). Gene Ontology annotation, cellular component: endoplasmic reticulum membrane. NCBI's taxonomy places the organism in Eukaryota, Metazoa, Chordata, Mammalia, Primates, Hylobatidae. The record is from RefSeq and is a predicted model, not a curated record. Gene Ontology annotation, biological process: cellular response to misfolded protein. Gene Ontology annotation, molecular function: Hsp70 protein binding.
GUGCCCCGCGCUCCGCGCCCCCUUCUCUUUCAGCCUCGGGCGCGGGGGAGGCUCGGCGGACCUGCUGAUUGGGAACCGAUAUGGCGGCGACUCUGGGCAGCGGGGAGCGCUGGACGGAAGCUUACAUUGAUGCAGUUAGAAGAAACAAAUACCCAGAAGACACACCUCCUGAGAGUCAUGACCCCUGUGGCUGCUGUAACUGCAUGAAGGCACAAAAGGAAAAGAGGUCUGAGAAUGAGUGGACUCAGACCCGGCAGGGUGAGGGGAACUCCACGUAUAGUGAGGAACAGCUGCUUGGGGUACAAAGGAUCAAGAAAUGCAGAAAUUACUAUGAAAUUCUGGGAGUUUCUCGAGAUGCCAGUGACGAAGAGCUUAAGAAAGCUUACAGAAAACUCGCCCUGAAAUUUCACCCUGACAAGAACUGUGCUCCUGGAGCAACAGAUGCUUUCAAAGCAAUAGGAAAUGCAUUUGCAGUCCUGAGCAAUCCUGAUAAGAGACUUCGCUAUGAUGAAUACGGAGAUGAACAGGUGACUUUCACUGCCCCUCGAGCCAGACCUUAUAAUUAUUACAGGGAUUUUGAAGCUGACAUCACUCCAGAAGAGCUGUUCAACGUCUUCUUUGGAGGACAUUUUCCUACAGGAAAUAUUCAUAUGUUUUCAAAUGUGACAGAUGACACUCACUAUUACCGUCGACGGCACCGACAUGAGAGGACACAGACUCAGAAGGAGGAGGAAGAAGAGAAACCUCAGACUACGUAUUCUGCAUUUAUUCAGCUACUUCCAGUUCUUGUGAUUGUGAUUAUAUCUGUCAUUACUCAGCUGCUGGCUACUAAUCCCCCAUAUAGUCUGUUCUAUAAAUCGACCUUGGGCUACACCAUUUCUAGAGAAACUCAGAACCUGCAGGUGCCUUACUUUGUGGAUAAAAACUUUGACAAGGCCUACAGAGGAGCUUCUCUGCAUGACCUGGAGAAAACAAUAGAGAAGGAUUACAUUGAUUAUAUCCAGACUAGUUGUUGGAAGGAGAAACAACAAAAGUCAGAGCUGACAAAUUUGGCAGGAUUAUACAGAGAUGAACGAUUGAAACAGAAAGCAGAGUCGCUGAAACUUGAAAACUGUGAGAAACUUUCCAAACUCAUUGGCCUACGCAGAGGUGGCUGAGAGGAUAAUGGUCCUACACAGGGCUGGGGUUUUGCUACUUGUUCCUAUUUACGUUCCUGAUUCCAUUUUAUAAUACAAAAUUAGGUAAUGAUGAACACUUUACUAUUUGCUAACUUCGUUGGUUGGGCAGUGUGGCAGGAACAUGGGCACGAGAGCCAGAUGUGUCUUCACAGGAUCAUUCCUGGGGAGUGGCUCCAGGGGCCAGGAGUAGUUCAUCUAAGUUAAAUUAACGGCAAGGCAUUGGUCCGUCUCCCUGCUCCAUGCCUACCCUGCCUAUGUGAAUGGAGUUCAGGGCAUCCCAGAGCAGAUCCAUGUUUUCUUCCUUCUUCCCUUCUUCAGUGAAGUCUUAAGAACCAGGCAUUCCUAGGCUUAGCCAAAGCUUAAUAUUAGUUAUUUACACUGUCUGCCAAGAAUUAUACCUCUCCCUUCAUUAGAGUCAUCAUCUCCACCAAGAUUUAGCCUUUGGAACAUGUUCCUGCCCAGCUUUCCAUUUUCUAGGGGAAUAUGGAGAAAUUUAAACUAUUGUAGUCAACAGUUUUCUAUUAUUCCAAUCUCUGCUCAGUUAGUAGCAUUAGCAAACUGCCUGAUUUGAGAUUCCUUUAUUUCCUUAACCCUCUCUCUUUUAGAGAGUCCAGAAAUUAAAACUACUGAGCAGCAUCUGGAGGCAGAGGCCGAGGUGAAGGUAUAAUGCAAGACCGAGCCUCAUCUUCUCCACGAAGCCUCCCUACUCCAUCAUAGAACCCAGAGAAUGUCCCUUCGGUCAUUUCCCCUCAGUAUCAUCAUUAGUGUCAUUGCACUUGGGCUGAGUUCCUACAUCCCACAGAGGCAGAUGGCCAGACCCAGGAGGAGGCAUUGCCAGCUCUCCAGGCUGUUUGCUCAAGCCUAGAGGUAGAGGACACAGAUCCUCUCUCCUUGGAUAUGGGGGUCUAGCGUUGGCCCCAGCAGCCACUUUGUUUAACCCAGUAUCCUACAGCUCGUGAUUUGAGAUGCUUUUUCAUUCAUUCAACAUUUAUUGAGUGCCUACUAUAAAAGCAGGGGCUCUCACACAUAUUUUUUUACUUAAGCCUCUUCACAACUCGGAAGUAGAUGUAUUAUCCCUGGUUCUAUGAAUGAGAACAUUGGCCCAGAGAGGAUGACCCAGGUCAUACAGCUGGUAGUGGCACAGCAAGAUGGUAGGCUGAGUGUCAAGUAGAAAGUGGGAGAGCAUCCUCAUGUCUCAGGUGAUUCUAGCCAGACUGGCAAAGCAGAAACUUUCCCGAGGAUGCCUCUGUCCUCCCCAACCCCAUGACCCCUCAUCCUUUCUGUGGCAAUCCUGCAUCCAUUCAGGACAACAUCCCUGCUGCUCUUUAGGAAGCAGGACCCUGUCUAACAUAAAUUCUGUACACAAAAUAAGAGGUCCCUCACAGGCAGGCAGCCCUCCCACUGGUGACUAGGAAGAAUUCAGUCACUGCCUGGGCUGUGUGGUUCUGGGCCUUCCUGUGGAGCUGAGCUGCUUGAAUUAUCAUGACUCUGAACUUGGAAGGAUCAUUAAGUGACUGUAGCCUACACUCCAUGCUUCCUUCAUAUUGGAAGAAAAGUUUCUGGUAGAGAGUCGGCCGGGCGCAGUGGCUCAAACCUGUAAUCCCAGCACUUAGGGAGGCUGUGGCAGGUGGAUCACCUAAGGUCAGGAGUUCAAGACCAGCCUGGCCAACACAGUGAAACCCCGUCUCUACUAAUAACACAAAAAUUAGCCAGGCGUGGUGGCACAUGCCUGUAGUCCCAGCUACUCGGGAGGCUGAGGCACAAGAAUCACUGCAACUUGCGAGGCGGAGGUUACAGUGAGCUGAGAUCGCGCCACUGCACUCCAUCCUGGGCAACAGAGUGAGACUCCGUCUCAAAAAAAAGAAAAAAAAGAGAGAGUCUACAUUAAACAGAUUCCAAAGUAAAGUUUCUUCAUCCCAAUGCAUGGCCACGAUUUACACAGACGUGCCUAGCAUGGCUCAUCAACAUCUGAACAGUUGUUCCCUACCAGGCCUCUGCAGGCAUUCCACAGAGUCAGGAGAUGGGUUCACAGGUAAAGACUGGGGGCUUUAGUGGCUUGUAGGGGACAACUGCUCAGUUGUAGGGAGAGGGAGCAUUUCUAGAGAUAGCCAGAUUUUGCUACCCAACUAGAUCUGUCCUCCUGGUUUUGGGGGGCCCUUCUUGAUCCCCUCUGAGUGACUGAGGGAGGUUACAUUGUAAAAUAUGUCCAUGAGCCAAACAGGCUUAUGGAAAGUUCUUCUACACACAAAAAAAUCAAAGCUCUCCUCUCCCCAUCCCCAACCUCUGCUAGAAAAUUGGCCAUAAUGAGACUGACUUGACAGGUUAAAAGACCCUGUCCUAGAUGCCCAGGAAUCAGGUAGUCACACAUUUUAUGGACUUGAUGGCAGCGAUGAGUAAUCUGUGAUGAUACUAAAUGGAGGCAAUAAUAACUAACUCCAUUAAAUGUCAUGCUGAUUGUCUGUUUUUAUAGCA